Molecule: messenger RNA, 2828 nt
Organism: Ictalurus furcatus (blue catfish)
Lineage: Eukaryota; Metazoa; Chordata; Actinopteri; Siluriformes; Ictaluridae
Product: leukemia inhibitory factor receptor
Exons: 15
Coding region: 466-2742 (758 amino acids)
Biological process (GO): cytokine-mediated signaling pathway
Cellular component (GO): external side of plasma membrane
Molecular function (GO): protein binding; cytokine receptor activity
Source: RefSeq, a predicted model, not a curated record
CCCCGCUUGUCGGUAAUACCAGUAUGCUUUAGAAACGCUCACACUCCUUCCAGAGCUCAUUGGUUUCAGUGCACACAGUUAGGACAGCGCUGCGUGUGAGACCAAACCUGGAUUACUGCGCAUGUGUGGAUUAUCUCGCACGCACAACAGGAGCAGUAGGCAAAAAAAUGUGCACUGGUGCGAGCCGUGAGCCGGAGAGCUGUUAGUCAUGAGCUAGAAGCUAGACAAAAUUGGAUGAUUUUGAAGAAAAAACAAUAAAAUCAACCUAGCUCCCUUCCUUAAGCCCAGUUUGAAGGAGUUUAUUUAACUGGGAUUUCCCUUCCGAGAUGCAAAGCGUCCUUUACUUUGGUGCGUUUGUUCUUUUUUUUUUUUUUUUAUUCAUUUCAUCCAGAGGAAUAAUUCCUAGAUGGUUAUACAUUUAAACGUCACAUUACUUUUAUUCUUAUAUACAGUAGGCUGUAUCUUAUGUGUUUCAUUGAUUGUUAUUUAUUUCUUCUAUCUUCAGGCUUGCUUAUGGGAUUCAUCUGGUCAACACGGACCAUUUCUACUGCUUCAGCAGUGUUCUGCACAUGCAGAAACAUAACCUCAUGUGAAAAACAGUGUGACGUCCCUGAAGGAGCGCACGGUUUGAGCUGCUUCGGACAACGGUCUACAGAAAGCAUUAUAAAGUACUACUGCGUAUGGAAUCCUGGACAAUACGAUAAAUAUUUUCUCUACAUAAAGCAGAGGAUGUGUUAUCGAAUGGAUCAACCCUUUAUUCUAAUAACGGAGAGAAACAUGACAGCGUUUGCCAUGGCGCUGAGCGACGAUCGGAAAAGAUGCGCCGUCGCAAACUUCAGCAGCCAUCCAUUACAAAUAAUACAAUGUGGUCCACCUAUCAAUGUGACUUUCAGCAGAAGUUCUGGUCAUUUGAAUGUUACGUCUGAGUGGGAAGACAGUAAUGUGGAACAGUAUCGUUUGAAGUACAGGAAACACAACACCACUGUGUGGAAAGAGGUGAAGUCCCAGAACAGAAGAAAAUGCACCGUGGAACAUACUGUCUCCUCUCAAUCCUAUGAGAUGCAAAUACAGUGUGCUGUAACUACUAAGUGUCCUCUUUGUCCCUUGAGUGAGAUCAUCAGAGUCCCACAAGAAUUCGUAGAUGCACCCGUCAUAAAAGAAACUCAUUCCUAUCCGGUCCAACCUGGACAGAGAAAAAUAACCGUGACGUGGGAGUAUGUGCUCAGUCAGGCAGUCGAAAACUACAAUGUGACAGUCCAGAAGACAUCUGGGGAACCUGCUGAAGGAAGCAGUUAUUCCCUCAAAGCGCAAACCGUCACUUUGUUUCUGUGCUAUUCUGCCUACAAACUCAGCAUCAGUGCCGUAAACAAAGCCGGAUCAUCGCCUGCUGCACGCUUGGUCAUAGACGCCAUGGAGGAUCAUAGCGAUUUGGACGGAGCAUUUAAAGUUAAUCUGAUGAGUAAUAACAACUUCAGUUUUUCGUGGAAUAACACGCUGUCCAAGAAAUAUCCUUGCUAUUCUGUAGAGUGGCGGGCGAGCGAUGAGAAAUUAGCUUAUGCAACCUUCUACACGAGGAAAAACAACCAUACUGUCCAAACUUCCAACGUUGCAUUUCAGCCCUAUAAGAGAUACCACUUCUUCCUGCAUGUCAGGCAUGAAAAAGAGACCUGCAACCUGAAGAAUGUAAAUAACAGCGAUCAGACGUACGGAAGAACUCAGGUCUACCUCGCUGAAGGAACUCCACUUGCUGCUCCUGGGAAUGUGAGCAGCUCUAACAUUACCCAGAGUUCCUUUGUGACUACAUGGAGCCCGGUGCCUGAAGAGGACGUGCGUGGCUUUCUACAAGGUUACAUCAUCCGCUACACACAAGACAACAGCAAAAAAAAUAUCACCGUGCAUCCUAGCGUGAACAGCUACGAGUUGCUGAAUCUGCGAAGUGGAAGUAUCUACUGUGUGCAGCUGUCCGCAUACACGUCUGCAGGGGAGGGAAAGCGGAGUGAACCGAAGUGCUUUGACACGUUGGACUCGGUGGCUAUUGGUGGAAUGUUGGCAGGAGUCGUUGCAGGCGUAAUUGCUCUGCUACUUGCCACUCAUCUCUGCUUUCGGCUUUUGAAAAGAUCCAAGAAACUCCUAUGGCCAAGUAUACCCAACCCAUGCAACAGUAAUGCUGUACAGAAAAUUGAAGGCGGUCAGGAACUGGAGGUGAUGGAGCUUCUUCGCAGGCCGAACCUCGAGGAGACGGAAGAACACGUGUCCGUGUUGGAAGCCAAAAAGGAGACACAUUCUGCCUGUAACGUCUCUCAGGACUGGACCAAGGCCACCCUUAUGCCUAAUACGGCACCUCCCCCAGUAGAUAACGAACCUCCUUCAUCGCCUACAAUUUCAACCACAAUAGACUCGACAUCUAAUGAGGCUUUUCCCACGGACAGUAAUCAUAAAGGCUCUACAGAAGACCCACCUGAAGGAGCGAACAACAUAACGGACCCACCUAGCGUAUUAGGCACCGAGACUGUCUCCACAGCUGUAGCAAACCCAACAAGUGCUUUCAUGAGCGACUACACCACCAUGGAGCUUUUCCAGCAGAUCACCAAGGCUGCGCCUCCGGCUCCUUCCAGCUCAGGCGCAGCGUCUUCAGAUCCAGGACAGGAGUACCUUCAACAGUCACUCUCUUUAUCAGAGAAAAUGAGAAGAGCUCCUGAUCAAAUAUAUCUCACAAAUGGCACUGUAAAUCCAUUUCCUUAACUGUAUAUAAAUAUGUUAAGAAACCAAUAUGUUGCCAUAAUAAUAUUUCUAUAUAUAUAUAAACCUUGAGAGUGAAACCAUUGCGU